AUGUACAACUUCUACUCGAACAAGCUGCGCUUUGGCAACGCCCGCGCUGCUGUCCGCUUUGGCUUCGUUGCCGUCUUGCUCACCAUCGUCGUCUCGAGCUUGCUCCUCUUCCGCGCUCCGACAGGCACACUCCGCCGAUUAAGGACAUCGCUCCCCUUCGGGAAGCCCUCGAUCGCCCCGAGUAAAUACCCUCCUGCCUACUACGAAGAACUCCUCCAACAAAAUCCCACGAGCUUCAGGCCCCACCCUAUCGACCAUCUAAUCGAUGAUGCGCGGCGUGUACAGGACUCGUUGCUAGCGAGGCAGUCGCGCGACGUUGCCUCUGCGGCAGCUCGAUAUCGGGAGAAGCGAGGGCGGCAUCCACCACCAGGCUUCGACAAGUGGGUAGAAUAUGCGCUGAGCCACAACUCUGUACUUGUCGAGCACUUCUUCGAUCGCAUAUACCAAGACAUCGCUCCGUUCUGGGCGCGUGACCCCAAGGAGACCGCCCUCCGUGCCGCGACCUGGCAUCACGUCGUCCGGGUGCGCAACGGUAAAGCAGAGGGCGUCGGGAAUGUAGAAGGCCGCGUCCCGUGGUUGGCGCUAUGGACGGACCUGGUGAAAGAGGCGGCCAAAUGGCUCCCUGAUGUGGACAUGCCAAUCAACUACAUGGACGAGUCUAGGUUGCUUGUGCCUUGGGACGAGAUCAACCAGUACGCCACGGAGGAGCACCAGAAGAGAAGGAUUACGUCCUUGGAGCAGACCAUGACCAAGUCCAAGGGCUUGAAGGCGCUGGACAAGGAAAUAGGCGACAAGGCAGCGUACGACCCGGAAUGGAUCAAGUCCGACUCUCCGCGCUACUGGGACCUCGCAAGAGUAGCCUGCCCUGCAGGAUCACCUGGCCGAGACGUUCCUGCGAUGACGGAUUUCUCUGGCACGCCGGAAAUCCCUGCCGACUACAAGCCGAGUUAUGCCUACCAGGGCUACGUCAAAAACUUCACUGCGUCCACCGACCCAUGCAUCCAGCCGCAUCUGCGUGGCAUGCAUGGCACCUUCAUCGAGCCCAUCACCAUGUCCACGACCAAGGAGCUGAUCCCGCUGUUUGGUGGCUGCAAGCUUCCCAUGAACAACGAGAUUCUGAUCCCCGGCGCCAUGUAUAUCACCCAAGAUCCCUUCUAUUCGGGCGGCGAGACCCAUGGGCCGCCAUGGGAAGAGAAGGAGGUCGGUGUCGUGUGGCGAGGAGUCGGGUCGGGUGGGCGAAACAAAGCUGAGAACUGGCGGCGCUUUCAACGGCACCGUCUGAUCGAGAUGCUGAACGGGACCACCGUCACAAACAUCGAGAAGCACAACGGCCAGGCUCAGACGUUUGAGAUGGCACCGCUGGCCAAAUACGACUAUCCCCGCCGCCGCGAGGGGACCAUUGGCACAUGGCUGUCGAACCACACCGACACCGGCUUCAACGACCUCAAUUGCUUCCCUCGAGACUCGAACUGCACAUACCUCGCCCCGUACUUUUCCGAGAAGCCCAGCGUCCCAAUGGCGCAGCAGUACGUCCAGAAGUUCAUCCCGGACGCGGAUGGCAACUCGUUCAGCGCGCGGUUCCGUGGUUUGCUGCUGUCGACGAGCCUUCCGCUGAAGGCGACCAUUUACUCCGAGUGGCACGAUGACCGGUUAUUGCCAUGGCUGCACUUUGCGCCUCUCGACAACUCGUUUCAAGACUUGCACGCGGUGCUCAACUACUUCACCGCGGACGAACGUGGCGACGCGGCGGCAAGGUAUAUCGCCGAGAUGGGCAAGGCCUGGGGCGAGCGGGUCUUGCGCCGUGAAGACAUGCUGCUGUACACCUGGCGGGUGCUGCUCGAGUUCGCCAGGGUUUGCGACGAGGACCGAGACAGACUCGGCUAUAUUGAUGACUUGAAGAACACGACGGGUUGA
Thyridium curvatum is the source of this 1914-nucleotide messenger RNA. RefSeq lists its product as uncharacterized. The transcript has a single exon. The record is from RefSeq and is a predicted model, not a curated record. The coding region runs from base 1 to 1914 and encodes 637 amino acids. NCBI's taxonomy places the organism in Eukaryota, Fungi, Ascomycota, Sordariomycetes, Thyridiales, Thyridiaceae.